Messenger RNA from Opisthorchis viverrini, 912 nucleotides. RefSeq lists its product as hypothetical. The record is from RefSeq and is a predicted model, not a curated record. Lineage: Eukaryota; Metazoa; Platyhelminthes; Trematoda; Opisthorchiida; Opisthorchiidae. The transcript has 6 exons. The coding region runs from base 1 to 912 and encodes 303 amino acids.
AUGGAAUUAAAGUUGUCCAACCAGUUUCAAGCGUCUGUGGCGCUACCUGACUGGGAAGUCCUGACAAGGAAGCCAAUCGAUCGUCACAACCAGGACCUUUACUGGGUCGUCGUAUCGAUGAUGUGCGAACACGUUCACCCGUUCAGAAGUAAGAAUUCAGAUUCGUCCAAUGUUUGCUGGUGGAAUAGUGGUAACACGUUCACCUCGCAUAUCAGGUGUCCGGAGUUCAAACCCUUGCACGGCCAUUGGAUGAUGAGAUCCAACAAGAGCGAAACUCGAGUCCAGUGCUUCCUCUCCUUUGGACAGGAGACGACUGUUCAAAACGAGAGUGAUGUGAAACUGAAUAUUACAGUUUCCCUAUGCAAUGUGAAAGGCAUUAAACCAUGCAGUGAAAUGCCUAGAGACACUGAACUGCGAAAUCCACGCGAAUGUAUUAGGAAUGGAAAGACACCGCGCGAGAUGCUGGAGGGUCUCCAAAACCCUGGUGUUCAAAUAGCCUGUGGAGAAAACCUUGUCGAUCUGGAAUAUGCAGACGACAUCGUUCUCAUGUUCGAAGAGGAGGAAAAGGCGCAAAGCGUGCUGUUUUCCAUGCCCAAUUUAGAGUGGCGUAAACAGAGAGGUGGGCAACCCUUGACUUGUCAGAGGAGUAUGAAGGAGAUCAAGAAACGCUUGGGUUCUACUCGCCUUCCAGGAUGGGGACCGCGUGAUCCUCACUGUGCCUGGUUGGAGACACUACAAGAUAUGGCUGCCAACCGAUGUCAGUGGCGUUCUUGUUGUCGGUUUCUGUCCAGAUUGCCUGAGCUUUCAAAUAAGUCAUGGUUGUACGGCAGUGAAGCAUCGGUGUUGAACACUGACGUCAUGCUGUCAAUGAUGAUGAUGAUGAUGCACGAAUGGCUCACAGACUUCCACUGA